Soboliphyme baturini is the source of this 807-nucleotide messenger RNA. Lineage: Eukaryota; Metazoa; Nematoda; Enoplea; Dioctophymatida; Soboliphymatidae. The record is from the annotation of a GenBank genome assembly.
UGGCACAUUUUCUCUCGUAGCUCUCUACGUGACCAUCAGUUUUUUUACGAGAUCAGUACAAUUGAAGCAUACAGCAAACUUCACGACUACUCAUUCGUUAUCGUGACAAUAGGAAACGAUUCUUCCUCGGACGCUCGCUGUUCGUCAGUUAGAUCUAUAUACUUCAGAAGACACUGCAUCGUAGUCGAAUAUUUGAAACACUAUGACUGGAUAUUGUUCAUUGACGCUGACGUCAUGGUGGUCAAUUUCAAUCGUUGCAUCGAAGAGUUCAUUGAUGACCAAUUCGACGUUAUUCACUACGAAAGGUUCUUCAGCGCCGAGGUAGCGGCUGGAGGCUAUUUGGUCAAGAAUUCUUCAUUUGCCCAGUUCUACCUUACCAAAUGGUACGAGCGACAUGAUGAAUAUGGUGACAUGUCUUUCGUCAAUCAUGACAACGGAAUCUUGCAAAUCCACCUCUUGGCUUACGAUACAGAUGUGCCGAGAGAAGUCAUUCAGCGCUAUGAACAUCACGCUUAUAAACUUGGCAGAGUUAAACUAGUUAAGCCGAUGCACGGAUGGAUGAGAGACGGCUGGAUUACUCAUUUGAAGUGGUCUGACGAAGACUUCAUCCUGCACGGGUUAAUAACCACCGAUUUGGCUGAAUUUGCGGCUGGGUGGCAUACAGGUGGAUGGACGUUCCUUAGACUCUGUCCGUCACUGCAUAGUUUGAAGGUGACAAGUAGCGAACGUGAAGAGAUGGUGAAAACAGCAACGCGAAAAAUGAGUUUCUUCAACCCGUUCCUUUAUAAGGAACGGUCAAAAACGUAA